AUGCUCAGCGUGGCGUCACGAGUGUGAGAUACUGGUUGGUAUCGUUUGAUGUCGCCUCAGCUGCGACCGAACAACGUGCUACGCGCCGCUGCUCCAUUCGAUGCUUAUUUUCAUUGCUCGAUGAUAUCAACAACAAUCAAUUUUAUUCAGUGCAAAUUCGACAAACCUCGCAUUCGGACGCGUUUCCAUUAAGAAUACUCUUUGAGCGCACAGCACAUGUGAGAUAUAUACUAAAGUGAAAAAUAAUCUCUAGCUGGCCGUCGCUUGUCGUACGCUCCACUCCAUAUUCCACGCACCUUCUCUUAUUCAUUCGACGCCGUGUGACGCGUAACAGUCCUAUUUUUAGAAGUGGACUCGCAAAACAAAUCAACGUGCUGCAGUGAACAACCACACAGUGUUUAGCAUUUGUGGGAGCAAUACAAAACAACAAAUGAUAAUACCUCGCUAUUUACAACAACAACCUCGAUAAUUGGACGGACACCAUAUUCCUAUCAUUCCCACAAUUUUAAAGGUAAUCUCGCCUGGGGAUCUGAGAACGCAAAGCCAGCGCCGCCAUCAAAAUGUUCUGGUAAAUUGUGUGUGAUUGACCAAACAGCAACCUGUGGGAGGACGCAUUAUAGCAACUGAAGCUCUCGCCUAGACCCCCACUAAAAUGCAGUCCUAAGAAUUUAAACGCACCUCGUCUAACAGCCGCAGCUACCCCUGCUAUUUCUUAGUGUCGCCCAAAGGGAGUCACUUGGAGGCCUGGAGACAAUUUCAACUCCAUGGUACAUACGUCAAUAAGGAAAACAUGGACUGCGAAAAGUACUCCUUGCGACAGAGAGAGAAGAGGAGACUGAGGCAGGGAGCAAACACCAAGUCGCCAGGAUAUAACAGUGAUAACUCCAGCGAGUGUCUCCACAACAUAUUUCUUUGCCAGAAGACAUCGGCUGGAGCCAAUGCCAAAUUAAAGACGAAAGCAGCACCUCUAAGCAAGUACCGACGGAAGACCGCAAAUGCCAGGGAACGGACAAGAAUGAGGGAAAUCAAUUCAGCAUUUGAAAACCUGAGGCACUGUGUGCCAGCUUGCAUCACCAGCGAGGAUGUAGGCCCAAGUAGCGAAAAACUGACAAAAAUUACAACACUACGACUGGCUAUGAAGUACAUCAAGGUGCUGUCGGAAGUCCUGCUCGAUCCACAGCGACCUGACUAUCGCUCGAUCUGCGACUCAAUAUCUUAUAGGCCUAGCGACAAGGCACCAAACGACAGUAAACGGCGGCAACGAGAAAAAAGUGAAGACCAAAAGCCAAAUGCUGCAAAAACAAGUUCGGUAGUGGGAAAGAGACGCGGGAAGAAAGGAAAACUUAUUCAAUAUGAUGAAAGCGAAUCGACGCUUAACCACCCUUGUUUUGAAACAUCACCCUCCUCGAAUAGCUCAUCAGCUUAUGCCUCCCUAUCACCCUCCUACGAGUCUUCAGCUUCUCCGAGUUCAAAUUAUUCGCAUGGUUUUGAAAGCAACAUCAUGGGCCACAAUUGCAAUAGCUCCCACUGUCGGAAGUCCACGUCCGAUUUAAGUACUUUUAUGUUGGAAUCAGAUGGGGAAUCACUGAAUCCCUCGGAACGAUGGCCUAGCCCACUGCGCUCCAGUCGCAACGUACCUUCAAUGCCAAACGAUCUUUUUGAAUGUUCGCCCAGCGACAUGCCCUCUUUAGAGAAUCCACUUGAACUCAGCUUACGUUUAAUGGAACCGCCCACCGAUUCUGUAGCAUUCUCACCAAUCCGCGUGCCCUGCUCAAAUUCGCCCUGCCUAGCUCCUUUAAUGAACUUUGAAUCCUUCGACCUAUUCCACCCGGACGACAUCGGCGACCAUGGAGCUCUCGACCUGUUUCUAACAUAACUACACCCUAAAACGUAAACUAGCUUAACAUACACAUGUAAUUACUUAGGAUUAGUUCCACCAUUACGCAAGUCGGUUGUUAUUUCACUAACGGUUAUUGUUUACUUCAUUGUCCUUUUAUACAAAUAUUUUAUACUAUUAUAUAAGCCAAAUAAUACUCGAAUCUAACCUCACAACAACUAAUUAUAAUUUUUUACAUGAGUUCAAUAAAACUAGAAACGGCGUACAGUGUUAAAUAAAUUAAUUAAAUUAUUUAAAACUUGAAA
Musca domestica (house fly) is the source of this 2142-nucleotide messenger RNA. RefSeq names its product helix-loop-helix protein delilah (gene tx). The transcript is spliced from 2 exons. Gene Ontology annotation, molecular function: protein dimerization activity. The record is from RefSeq and is a predicted model, not a curated record. The coding region runs from base 791 to 1876 and encodes 361 amino acids. NCBI's taxonomy places the organism in Eukaryota, Metazoa, Arthropoda, Insecta, Diptera, Muscidae.